UUUUAGCCGCUAACACGCUGCAUGUAAAUUUUUGACCCUCCUGUAUCAAACCGGAUGUAAUUUCCUAUCCAAUAUCUACGCUGUCUAUAUUCGCCUAUGGUCUCUCGUUACGUUACUUACCUAUCUUACUGUCUCUACUAUUGGGUUCUUGAUUCACAUCGCAUCAUUCUGCCUGGUUUCCUUUGCGCCCAUGUGUUCCCGCCCUCUGCCAACGAUUGGAGAAUGUGUAUUGGGUCAUAAUCUUUUGGUCAAAGCCAAUUCGGUUGCCGCGGCGUAGCGGAUUAGCUAGAUCAGUCAUCACGUUCACGCGUGUUCAUCGAGGCUUGUUGCUUGCCUGCUGUAUCUCUCCCUCUCCUCCACUGAGCACGACUUCAGGCCUUGAGGCCGUGUCUAUUGCGUCACUGUUUUGUUGCAUACGCGCAAGCUCUUCCUCAAACCAUGACCGACCGAUAUUCGGACCAAGAGGCUGCGCCCCUCCUGAGAAAUGACGAUGAAGACGCCGGAAGUGAGAGCGAGCCCUCGCCGACCUUUGCUGAGCGGGUCAGCGCGCUUGCGCAAGAGCCGCUGACUCCUCUCAACCAAGUUCUCCUCGUCCUGGCGCUCGUCCUUCUUCUCUUGUGCUCGGUGUUCCUGGGAUUAUUCUUGGGAGAAUACACUAAGCUGCAGAGACAUGUGGAUGAGCCUCAGUCUACGCUCACCGUCACUGCGACUUCCACUCAAACCGUGACUGCUACAGCCUCUCCUCCGGGACCUACUUCUCCUCCCGCAGAGGCUGUCUGUCUUACUCCGGCAUGUAUCGAGCUUUCGGCUGCUAUCAUGUCUUCUAUGGACCAGUCGCAAGAUCCCUGCGAGGACUUUUUCCGGUUCACCGGUGGAGGAUGGAUAUCUGCGCACCCGCUUCCAGCAGACAAGGGCAGCGUCGGACAAUUCGAGAGUCUCGGUCAAGCCAACAAGCGCAUCCUGCAGGACCUUCUCGAGCGACCCGGAGCAACGGCGGCGUUUACCUCCACAGACGACGAGAAGCUGCUGCAGAAGUUGCGCGGGUUCUACGACUCUUGCUUAAAUGAGAACCUGCUCGAUGACCUUGGCACUGCGCCUCUGAUCCAUUUCGCCAAGACGCUGCAGAGUUUGUAUCGUGGAGACAGCCUCGAGACCACGCAAGAUGGGUUGAAGAAGAACGGGCUCACUGCUGCAUUGGCUUUCUUGCAUACACGAGGUAUCACAUCUUUCUUCGCCUUCGAAAUUGAAGGCGAUGUCGGGGUCGACCCCAAUUUCAUGGUACCCCAGUUUGACCAAGCCGAUCUGGGUCUUCCAUCCAAAGAGUACUAUGAAGAAGAGUCCAUUGUGGAAGUAUAUCAGGGUGUGGUCGAGCGCCUGCUCUUCACUCUCUCUGAAGAGGAGGAAAAGCUACAAGCGUUGCGAUCAUCCGUUCUCGUUGAGAAUGCACCUUGGCCAUCUUGGCCCUGGCCCCCAUGGGAUGAUGAGCCCGAGGAGAAGAAGCCCAACCGUUCAGAUAUCGCACACCAGAUGGCAAAGAAGGUUAUCGCGUUUGAAACCAAGAUUGCAAAUGCUUCCCUCGAUGGCGACCUAUACCAGGACCCUUUCUUCGUUUAUAACCGCGUUCCGCUCUCCAAUCUCUCCGAGUCGCUGCCCCAAGUCAACUUCAACGAGUACUUUGCCACGUUCACUCCUCGGAACUUUCCCGAAAACGUGGUGGUUGCAUCGCCUAAAUAUGCUUCAGACCUUUCGGAGAUUCUGGCCGCCACUGACUCAGAAGUCAUCGAGUCUUAUCUAAUUGUCCGCGCAGCUCUCAAUCUGGCUCCGAAUCUGGGGAUGGCCACUGAGGCCUGGCAGGCGCAGCGCACUCUUCUUGAGACGUUGACUGGCAUCAAGAAAGGCGCAGUCGGUGACCGGGCGGAGUACUGUAUCGGCAAGCUCGAAGGCGCGCUAGGUUUUGCGGCCGGCCGCUACUUUGUGAACGAGACUUUCGGUGGUGAUUCGCAAGAGAAGGCGGCCAAGAUCAUAACAGACAUCAUCGAAAGCUUCAAAGAGUCUUUGCCCAAUGUUUCUUGGUUGGACGAACCUUCAGCCGAAGCUGCUGCUGAGAAGGUUUCGCUCAUUCUUCCAUAUCUACAAAAUCACCACUCACCUGUCCGGCAUAGGCUGAUGCUAUCAAGGUCAAGGUUGGGUACCCCGCCUAUCCGAACACCUUGAAUCCGAGCUCGCUUCUGGCUUACUAUGGAAUCGUCAACAUUGAUGAGCGUGACUACUUCGGCAAUAUGCUCUCAGCCAC
This is a messenger RNA of Mycena citricolor, 2293 nucleotides long. NCBI's taxonomy places the organism in Eukaryota, Fungi, Basidiomycota, Agaricomycetes, Agaricales, Mycenaceae. The record is from the annotation of a GenBank genome assembly.